AUGUUUGGUAUAGUGGGAGAAGGAACAAAGUAUGUGAAGAAGAAACAAGAAAAAGGUAUUUCAAGAAUUAUGGGUAAAUGUCCAGAAUCUAUAGCUAAAUUGAAUGAUAAUGAUAUAUCAAUGAUUGAAAAAAAAAUAACAGGUUAUCAAUUAGAUGUACUAGAAGCUCAGAAGAUAGCUUUAGAAAAAGAUAAAGAACUAUACAACUUACGAUAUUGUUAUGACAGUAGUAAGGCUAGUGUUGAAUAUUUAGAAAAUAGAUGUAAAAAAUUAGAAUUUGAAUUAAAAUCCUUAGCUAUGGGAAUUGGUAUUGGUAAAAAAGAAAAAGAACAGCAACGUGAAAUUGAAAGGUUACGUAAAGAAGCUUCUCAAUUCAUAAAUAUUAAAUCUGAGGCUGAAAAGCAGAAAAAAUAUUUUUCAGAUAGAUGUAUGUAUUUAGAUCAUGAAUUGGAAAAAUUAAGAGAUGAAUUAGCAAGUAAAGUAGCAGAGCUAGAAUCAAUGACUAAACUUUAUCAAGAAUUAAGAAUUAAACAGGAAAAAACUAAAGAUGAUUUGGAUAGUAUGAUGGCCAAAUGUAAAUAUUUAGAAGAUGAGAUAUUAAAAAAAAAUGAUGCAAUUCUUCAAAUUCAAAUUAAUGUCAAAUCUAAAGAAAUUGAAAUUCAAAAACUUCAAGAUAAAAUAAAAGAAAAGGAAGAACAAAUAAUAGAACUAAAUGAUUCAAUAAAAAGUAAGGAAUUAGAUAUUAAUCAAUUAAUUGAAGAUUUAAAUAACAAAGAUAUUGAAUGUAAAAAUUUAACUGAUAAGAUUAAAUUAAUUGAAAUAGAACUUGAUGAUAAUAAGAAGAGGCUUAAAGAAUUCUGUGAAAUCAAUGAAACAAAAAUAUCAGGAUUAAAUAUAGAAGUAGAAAAUCUAAAGAAUGAAAUAACUGAAAAAGAUAGUCAGUUAAAAGUUUUAGAACAAAUAAAAUCUGAAGUACAAAAUAAGUCAAAACAAUUAGAGGAUCUUAAAAAACUAAAUAAUGAGUUAUUAGAGAAAUCCAAUGAUUCUAUUAAUUUAAAAGAACUUGAGUCUGAUUUGAAAGAUAAAGAUGAACUAGUUAACUCCUUAAAUCAACAAAUCGAAUUAUUAAAUAACAAAUUGGAGAUUGUAAAUAAAAAAAGUUCUGAAAAUAAUGUAAUAGAUAGUAAUAAGACAUCAAUCCAAAUACAAAAUAUAAUGCUAACUAAAAUUUUACAGGUCAAAGAAGAAAUAUUACCUAAUUUUCAAGAAUCUAUUCUGGAGAGUAUUAAAUCAAUAGAUUUUAUUAAUAUAAACAAAAAUAUAUCUGAAGAAAAUGAGGAAAUUGAAAAACAAAUUAAUAUGAAUGAUUUACCAACAUAUCGUAUAGAUACAGGUAUACCCAUUGAAAGGGAGAUUUAUCAAUUAAAAGAGAAGCUAAAACAAUAUGAAACUAAUUAUAUUUUAUUUCAAAAAAAAUUAGACGAAAAUUUACAAAUUAUAGAUUCAAAAAAUAGGGAAAUUGAUCAAUUAAAUAUGAAAUUGAAUAAAUUAAUUAUAGAUCAACCUAAUAAAGAUAUUAAUUUAAUUAAUAUAUCAGGUAGUCAUUUAAGACAGGAUUUAGAUGGAAAAUAUAAUAUAUUAUUGAAAGUAAUAAAACUACAAAAAGUAGAAAUUAAGGGAUUAAUAAAAUAUAAUAGUAAUGGAAUAUUCGACAAAAAUAUUGUUAAAAUAGAUAUUGCUCAAAAGAAUCCAGAAAAUUCUAAUAAUGUUAGUAUUAAUCAAAUUAAUGAGAAUAUAUUUACUAAUAAAACAAAAGACUAUAUAAAUUUGGGAGAUAUAUAUAAGAAUAAGGUGGAGAAAAGUGAAAGUGAAGAUGAAAAUAAGAAAGUGAAAGGAAAAGAGGAGAAAGAAAAAGAGAUAGAAAAAAAAACAGAAAAGGAAACAAGAAAUAAAACAGAAAAAGAAAAGAAAAUAGAAGCAGAAAAAGAAACAGAAAAGAAAACAGAAAAGGAAAAGAAAAUAGAAGCAGAAAAAGAAAAGAAAAUAGAAGCAGAAAAAGAAACAAAAAAAGAAACAGAAAAGAGAACAGAAAAGAGAACAGAAAAGGAAAAGAAAAUAGAAGCAGAAAAAGAAACAGAAAAGGAAAAGAAAAUAGAAGCAAAAAAAGAAACAGAAAAAGAAACAGAAAAGAAAACAGAAAAGGAAAAGAAAAUAGAAGCAGAAAAAGAAAAGAAAAUAGAAGCAGAAAAAGAAGCAGAAACAGAAAAGAAAAUAGAAGCAGAAAAAGAAAAGAAAACAGAAAAGGAAAAGAAAAUAGAAGCAGAAAAAGAAACAGAAAAGGAAAAGAAAAUAGAAGCAAAAAAAGAAACAGAAAAAGAAACAGAAAAGAAAACAGAAAAGGAAAAGAAAAUAGAAGCAGAAAAAGAAACAGAAAAGGAAAAGAAAAUAGAAGCAGAAAAAGAAACAGAAAAGAAAACAGAAAAGGAAAAGAAAAUAGAAGCAGAAAAAGAAACAGAAAAGAAAACAGAAAAGGAAAAGAAAAUAGAAGCAGAAAAAGAAACAGAAAAAGAAAAGAAAAUAGAAGCAGAAAAAGAAACAGAAAAGGAAAAGAAAAUAGAAGCAAAAAAAGAAACAGAAAAAGAAAAGAAAACAGAAAAGGAAAAGAAAAUAGAAGCAGAAAAAGAAGCAGAAAAAGAAAAGAAAAUAGAAGCAGAAAAAGAAGUAGAAACAGAAAAGAAAAUAGAAGCAGAAAAAGAGGUAGAAACAGAAAAGAAAAUAGAAGCAGAAAAAGAAGCAGAAACAGAAAAGAAGAUAGAAGCAGAAAAAGAAGCAGAAACAGAAAAGAAGAUAGAAGCAGAAAAAGAAACAGAAAAAGAAAAGAGAAUAGAAGCAAAAAAAGAAACAGAAAAAGAAACAGAAAAGAAAACAGAAAAGAAAACAGAAAAGGAAAAGAAAAUAGAAGCAGAAAAAGAAACAGAAAAAGAAAAGAAAAUAGAAGCAAAAAAAGAAACAGAAAAGAAAACAGAAAAGGAAAAGAAAAUAGAAGCAGAAAAAGAAAAGAAAGUAGAAGCAGAAACAGAAAAGAAAAUAGAAGCAGAAAAAGAAACAGAAAAAGAAAGAAAAAUAGAAGCAAAAAAAGAAACAGAAAAAGAAACAGAAAAGAGAACAGAAAAGGAAAAGAAAAUAGAAGCAGAAAAAGAAACAGAAAAGAAAACAGAAAAGGAAAAGAAAAUAGAAGCAGAAAAAGAAGCAGAAAAAGAAAAGAAAAUAGAAGCAGAAAAAGAAGCAGAAACAGAAAAGAAAAUAGAAGCAGAAAAAGAAAUUGGAAAUGAAACAAAAACAGAAAAGGGAGAGAAAAUAAAAGGAAAAGAUGAUAUUGAAUCUGCUGGAAAUAAACUCUUAGUAAACUCUAAUUCUUCAGUAUCUAAAAAUAUUGAUGUUAAAAAUUCAUUAUUACUUAAGAUAGCACAAAUAUCAAGCAAAUCAGCUCCAUUAAUAGCUAAAAUGCCAGCACAAGCUAAAGCUAUAUUGAAGGAUAAACAAAGAAACAAAGAGAUCAUGAAAGAUUUUGAAAAGGAUAAUAUUAAUUUUAAUAAUAAAACUAAAGUCUCUAGUGAAGAAAAUGAAAAUUUAUUGCAUGAUAUAGAGGAUUCUAAAUUAAAAGGUAAUUCUUUAAAUAUGACUAAUUUAAAAAAUAAUAUUAAGGAAGAUAAGAUUAAGUCAGAUAUUGAAAUUAAAACUGAGACUCGAUAUCAAAUAGAUAAUAAAAAUAAAAUAGAUAAAAAUGUUAAAUCUAUUCCUAAGGUCAAACCAAAUAUUAUUAAAUCAAGAAUUCGACGUAGUGAUAGUAGUGAUUCUGAUUUUGAAUUAGAUAAUAAUAAAGAAAAAUCUGAAAUAAAAGAUAAAGAUAAUGAAUCUAACAAAAAUUUAGAUAAUAUACCUGAAAAAGAUAAAGAUGUACAAAGUAAUGAAUCUACUUUAAAUCCUAAAAAUAAAAAUGAUAUUAAAAUGAAAAUUAUUUCUGAUACAAAUUUAGGAUCAAAAAUAGAAAAUAAUAAAGAAAUUAAAGAUGAUGAUAUUAAAAAAGUUGAAAAUAAAGAAAAAAUUGAAAGUAAAUUUAUUAAUAAAAUUAAGCAUGAAAAUAUGGAAUCUCAAUUUGAACAAAAAAUCAACAAAAUGCAAAAAGAUGACAAAAUAUGUGAAGAUAUUAAUGAAGAAAUGGAAUCUGAUAAAGUAAAUUCAAAAUUGGAAAAUUCUAAUACUAAAUUAAACAAAAACGAAGAUACUUCAGAUACAAAUAAUCAACCUAAUUUAAAACAAUCUAAAUCAUCUAUUAAUAAUAAUCUAGAAUUAGAAGAUUUAAAAGUUAAACCAAAAAUUAAAGUAAAGGCCAAAACAAAAGUUAAAUCUAAGAAAACUCAAGAAAUAACAUCUAACGAGGGAGAGGGUUGGUUUAGUAGCUGGUGGAGUACUGGUGCUACACAAUCUACAGAUACAAAAACUACAAGUGAUAAUGAUAAGAAUUCUGAAACUAAUAAUAAUCAAUUAAAGGACUUAUCAGAAGAUAAAAAACCUAUUAUUGAUUCUAAAAAUAAUGAAAUUAAAUUAAAACAUAAAUCACAUGUUAAAACAAAAGUCAAGGCAAAAACUAAAUUAAAACAGGAAAUAAAGGAAGAAACAAAAAAUAAAGAAGUAACAUCAUCUGGUGGAUGGUUUGGUAAUUGGUGGGGUAAUAAUGAUUCUACUCCUGAACAAAAUAAAGAUAAUAAGGAUAACCAAGAAAAUAAAGUAAAGGAAAAAUCAGUAGAUUCGACUUCAUUAUCUACUACAGAGAAUGUAAAUACCUGGUCAAGCUGGUUUGGAUAUGGAACAGCAGAUACAACAAAUACAUCAGAACAAUCAAAUAAGGAAGAAAUAAAAGAUGAAAAAAUAGAAAAGAGUGAGACUACAAAUACAAGCUCAUGGUGGGGAUGGUAA
This is a messenger RNA of Cryptosporidium muris RN66, 4977 nucleotides long. RefSeq lists its product as uncharacterized. The record is from RefSeq and is a predicted model, not a curated record. The transcript has a single exon. The coding region runs from base 1 to 4977 and encodes 1658 amino acids. NCBI's taxonomy places the organism in Eukaryota, Apicomplexa, Conoidasida, Eucoccidiorida, Cryptosporidiidae.